CAUCGGCCUCCACCGCCUUCGCGACCAAGGGCCAAGGCAAGGCUACUCCGCUCUCUCCUGGACUCUGCACCGCUUCUCUCUCUUCGCUUCGGGCCUUACCUUCCCCAUCAAACAGGCCCAUUCCUUUCUGAGGACUCGCCGAACGGUCCAGCAGCAAAUACGAAUAUAAUCUUUCCUCCGCCUUUUUCCCUCUCGCCUUGCUCGCGACUCUUUCGAGCAAUGUCCUCUUCCAAUUCAGCAUCGCCGUCCUCCAACAGUUACCUCGAGCAGACGGCGUCUAUGCUCAGUACUGUUGGCGCGUACAUGCGGCUACCAGCCAUAGCCUCGACGGGUAUCGCAGCUGUCUUGACUAGCCUCCUCUACUUCAAGCAAAAAGCUCUCAUCUACCCCUCGCAUAUGCCCGCAAACUCUCGAACCGAUGUCCCAAGACCCUCACAGUAUGGCAUCAAGGAUUUCGAAGAACUCGUCAUCCCCACAAACGAUGGCGAGAAGCUGUCGGCUUUCUACAUCCGCGGCCCGCGCGAUGGGAAGAACUCCAAUGUCACCAUCCUGAUGUUCCAUGGUAACGCGGGUAACAUUGGCCACCGCUUGCCAAUCGCCCGCAUGCUUAUCAACUUUAUCGGCUGCAACGUUUUCAUGCUCGAGUACCGCGGCUACGGCCUAUCAACAGGAGAACCUGACGAAUCCGGCCUCUUCCUAGACGCGCAAACCGCCCUCAACUACCUCCGAUCUCGCGCAGAGACGAGCAACCAUAAGCUGAUUGUUUACGGACAGAGCUUGGGCGGCGCUGUCAGCAUCAAGCUGGUGUCGAAGAACCAAAAGGAUGGGGAUAUUGCUGGCCUGAUCUUGGAGAACACCUUCCUCUCCAUGCGCAAGCUUAUCCCUUCUGUGUUGCCACCAGCAAAGUACUUGACGCUUCUCUGCCACCAAGUCUGGCCAAGCGAAUCAAUCAUCUCUAGCAUCACAUCCGUGCCGAUCCUGUUUCUCUCUGGUCUCCAGGACGAAAUCGUACCACCCCGUCACAUGCGCCAACUUUACGAACUCUCUGCCGCGCCCUCUAAAAUUUGGAAGCCCUUGCCCGCAGGCGACCACAACUCGAGUGUUUUGGAAGAGGGUUACUUCGAAGCCAUCUCGGACUUUCUUGGCAAUGUCGCCGGCGUGACAAGCAAGGAGGAGAAGCAGCGCCUCUAG
Molecule: messenger RNA, 1191 nt
Organism: Colletotrichum abscissum
Lineage: Eukaryota; Fungi; Ascomycota; Sordariomycetes; Glomerellales; Glomerellaceae
Exons: 4
Cellular component (GO): membrane
Molecular function (GO): palmitoyl-(protein) hydrolase activity
Source: RefSeq, a predicted model, not a curated record